Messenger RNA from Marasmius oreades (fairy-ring Marasmius), 1857 nucleotides. RefSeq lists its product as uncharacterized. Gene Ontology annotation, biological process: N-glycan processing; carbohydrate metabolic process. Gene Ontology annotation, molecular function: calcium ion binding; mannosyl-oligosaccharide 1,2-alpha-mannosidase activity. Lineage: Eukaryota; Fungi; Basidiomycota; Agaricomycetes; Agaricales; Marasmiaceae. The record is from RefSeq and is a predicted model, not a curated record. The coding region runs from base 1 to 1857 and encodes 618 amino acids. Gene Ontology annotation, cellular component: endoplasmic reticulum; membrane. The transcript has 15 exons.
AUGUCGGAAACUAAUCUGAGAAAACGAAAGGCAGCUUCAAUAUCGACGAGCUCGAAGAAAGAAGAGGCCACUACUCCCAGUAAACCCCCCCAACAACCCGACGAUUUCGAUUUUCUCGACAGCGAAACCCUUUCAAAAUACGUCAGAAUUCUAUGGAUACCCAUUUUAAUCGUAUUCGGAAUAUUCCUCUAUCUUAACCCUUCACUAGUACAAGACUUAAUUGGAUUGUGGAUUGAAUCGGAGGACUUGCAGGCAAGGCCUUCCGGAGGUACUGCUACUACUACGGAAUACUUGGGCUUCCAGGACUUUGGGUUUGCGGCAGACGUGGAGAAACGAGAUGCAGUUGUCGCAGCGUUCAAGCAUGCAUGGGACGCAUAUGAAAGGGAUGCCAUGGGCGAUGACGAGUAUCAUCCUAUAAGCCGGAAAGGAACCAACUUAACAAAAGCCGGAGGAAUUGGUUAUACGAUUAUAGAUUCCAUCGACACUAUGCUCCUCAUGAAUUUGACGGAGGACUACACGCGUGCGAGGGCUUGGGUGGAGAAGAAGCUUUCGUUUGACAGAGAUGCUGAGUUUAGCACGUUUGAAACAACUAUUCGAGUUCUGGGUGGUCUACUUUCAGCGUAUCAUCUAUCAGGAGAGGAUCGUCUCUAUCUUGACCAAGCCGUCGACCUAGCCGACCGCAUCCUGCCAGUUUUCAAUACGCGUAGCGGUUUACCUUACCCAAACGUCAACUUGGCGCAUCGAACAGGCGAACCAGAUUCCGACGAAGAUUUGAUGGAUUUCAUCAGUACAGCCGAGGCUUCUACUCUUCAGUUGGAGUUUAGAUAUCUUAGCUCGUUAACCGAAAAUGAGGAGUAUUGGGAUAAAGUUGAGAAUGUAAUGCGUGUCAUCAAAGCAGCUCGUAUGCCUCACGGAUUGGCUUCUGUCUUCAUGCACAUUAAAACUGGACAAUUCAUCCCUUCUGCAAUCCGCCUCGGAUCAAGAGGAGACUCACACUUUGAAUAUCUGCUAAAACAGUAUAUUCAGACUAACCGGACGGAAGACGUUUAUCGAGAUAUGUACGACGAUGCGAUGGAAGCCAUCGCACAAAACCUCAUCCAACAAAGCUCCUCCGCACGGUUAACCUACACCUCCGAACUUAUACCAGAAAUUGUUGAAGGGGCCGAUGCUACCAACCCAAACGAUUUGUCGUGGCGACUUACACCAAAACAAGACCACCUCGUGUGCUUCUUUGGGGGCUCAUUGAUGCUCGGAUCUACUAUUACAGGGACUACUGGGGACGGCGUGAAUGUGCCACCCCGUCCGGAAGAGCUGACACCCAAGGGAAAGAGAGAUUGGGAGAAUGGGAAGGAAUUGGUGAAGACAUGUGUGAAGACGCAUGAUACGGCUACCGGUCUCGCUCCGGAAAUCGUACAUUUCCGAAUUCCAGGUGACAACAUGGACGAACUCGGACGGGGGCUUACCCCAUCGGAUUGGUAUAUCAAGGGUGGACCGCGAGGAGCUUUCCCUCUAUACGAUGCGAGGUAUCUUCUUCGGCCAGAAACCAUAGAAUCUCUCUUCAUCGCUUUCCGUCUCACUGGUGACCAGAUCUACCGUAAAUGGGGAUGGAAGAUAUUCGAGUCGAUUGAGAAACACUGUCGGGUACAUACGGGUGGGUAUGCGAGCAUUAUUAAUGUGGAUGAGGAUCCUGCAAGGAAAGAGGAUAAGAUGGAAUCAUUUUUGUUGAGCGAAACGUUCAAGUACCUGUACCUGCUGUUCUCCGAUUCGGACGUGCUGCCAUUGGACAAAUACGUGUUAAAUACAGAGGCACAUCCGCUUCCGAUAUUCACACCAACUACUCAGACCGGCUUUUCGUAA